AUGGCAGCAACCAUGCAGCAGCAGUCCUCCUUCGCGUCCUUCUCCUUCAAGCGCAGGUCCUCCAUCUCCCAGAUCGACCCCGCCGAUCCUGCUCAACUCCCCCCGGUCCCUCCGCCUACAAGGCGCUCGUCCUGGAUCCACUCCAUCUCCCAGAAACUCACCCCCGACAGCAGCAAGGACCCAAAAGAGCCUCGUCGCUCCUCCGUCGACUCCUCCUCAACCUCCUCAACCUCCGUCUCCGAACUCCCCCAGCAGAAAUCAAAUAUCCUCUCCUCCGCCUUCCGCCGUCUCUCCACAUCCUCCUCCUCCUCCAAAGCAUGCGGCCCCCACUCCUGCCGCCGUGUCGUCUUCAACCGCAACACAGACCGCCCUACUUGUCCGCUGCAAGAACUCCAAACCCUGCGCAUGAAGCGUGUUGCCUUCCGCGUCGACGAGCUCGACGACGAAACCCUCGCCAAAGAGCCGCUCUACUGCCAGAUCCGCCGCGCACUAAAGUAUCAGCGGGCUCUCGAGCUCAAGCAGCUAGAGGCACAGUCCGUUCUCGACGUCAAAGCUGCUGCAGCCGGUCUCAGCGGCUUCACGCCCGGCGCGCUACCCCGCAAAAUUCCUGCCUCUGCACCGACGACGCCUCUCAAAGCCGCAGCAUCUGCUGCACCUGACCCGCGGCCAAUCCUCAAGCGCGAGGCCUCGUCCGAGUCCACUCCUUGUGCCCAGGCCAACCUCCUGCUCGACGUUCCCCCGUCCCCCACCAUACAAAAUGGCAUUCCGGCGUGUGAAAUCGACGUGCCGUCAGCUGUCAUCUCAAAUUCCUUGCCAGAACGCCGUGAUUCAGUGAUCUCGGAUUCGAGCGGCGAGCAGACCUGCGACCCCGAGACCCGCAACCCUCCCGUUUCUCCACAGCAGGCCAAAGCUGACUGCCUGGGGAAGAUUUACGCGCGCUGCUGCAAACUUCGCGAGCAGACUCCUGCGCCUUUUAUCUACCGCCAACUCGAAGGCAAGCACUCGCUCGACACCUUCACCCUUGCAUUCGACCCCGCGAGCAGUGCCUCUGGAACUCCCCUAUCAUACCAGCAGAUGCAGGCUCUUGCCGAUCUAUUCGCCUUUGUCCCGGUUGACAAUUUCGUUAUCGGCGGAGUGUCUCUCUCAGAGUCUAUGUUCCGCGAGAUCACUUCCUCUCUUGCUAAGCUGAGAGGCUUGAAGUCGCUUUCGUUGCAGGGAACAAAGCUGGACUGCGCCGGCUGGAAAUGCGUCUGCUACAUUGUUGCCAUGUCGCCUUCCCUCGAGCACCUCGACAUCCGAGGCAUGUCGCGCAAAAAUCCCGACUGGGAUCUCUUAGCUCGCGCGAUCGAGGCCCGGCAGAUGCCGUUGAAGGUUGAUCUCGAACAUACUGAUAUUGGCGAGACUGAACGAUUGCGCAUACAAACAGCCUGUGAGGGUUUAAGCUCUUCAGCUGUAGCAACUAGUGACAGCAAAGAGUGA
Messenger RNA from Myxozyma melibiosi, 1479 nucleotides. RefSeq lists its product as uncharacterized. Lineage: Eukaryota; Fungi; Ascomycota; Lipomycetes; Lipomycetales; Lipomycetaceae. The transcript has a single exon. Bases 1 to 1479 code for a protein of 492 amino acids. The record is from RefSeq and is a predicted model, not a curated record.